Messenger RNA from Asterias rubens (European starfish), 1959 nucleotides. Its product is annotated as cytochrome P450 2D9-like. The coding region runs from base 102 to 1640 and encodes 512 amino acids. The transcript has 4 exons. Gene Ontology annotation, molecular function: monooxygenase activity; heme binding; iron ion binding. The record is from RefSeq and is a predicted model, not a curated record. NCBI's taxonomy places the organism in Eukaryota, Metazoa, Echinodermata, Asteroidea, Forcipulatida, Asteriidae.
GCAUGGCGGUAUCGCUGGGCCAAGGGAACUAACUAAAAUAUUAAUACAGACGGCUAGGUAGCGUCAAGCAUUUUUGUCGAUGUGUGCAGUAAGUAGUCCCAAUGGCGAUCGUAGAGAAAGUCGUGUAUUUCUUGUCGGAAUUGGACACUUUUCUAGUCCUGUGUACCGUUAUUACAUUCCUCUUGACGGCACUGAUUUACCGACGAAUCUCAUACAAUAGGAAAUACAGCUGGCCACCUGGACCGAAAGGAUGGCCCCUCAUUGGUUGUAGUCAGAUGAUAGCAAUCAACUCGGGACAAACAACCGCCAAUAUCACCAAGAUUGGAAAACAAUACCAUCCUGACUUGUUCACCCUCCCGACGUUUGCUGGCAAACGCAUUGUUGUUCUAAACAGCUUAAAGGCCAUUAAAGAUGCCUUUUUAAGACAAGCUGCUCACACGUCAGGACGUCCAGACAGCUGGCCGUUCACGUAUGUCAACGAAAAACACAAAAAUCUCGGUUUGUUCUUUGAGACGUAUUCUGCCUCGUGGAGAAGAGAGAAGAAAUACAUGGUCCGCACAAGUCGCCAUUUUGGCUACGGUAUCACCAAGUCCCAAGACAUCGUCCACCGUGAGGCAAAUCAUCUCGUGGAAUUGGUCAAGAAGAGGAAGGGUCAACCGUUUCAUUUAAUCUCCCCUCUUACUCUCUGCAUGUUGAAUGUGACCUUCUCAAUGGUCUUCAAUACCACUUAUGAGGAAGAUGAUGACGAGUUUGGACAGUUUCUCUUAGAUUUCAUGAUGUGGUUUGUUGAGAUCUUUAAGCUCUACGACCUGGAGCCAAUCUUGCCUGUGUUGGACAAGUUCGGCCUAAACACCACUUUGACCAGAGGCAAGGAAAUGACCGUUAGAAUAUCAAAAUUCAUCAUGGACCACAUCAACCAUCAUAAAGCGACGGUCGAUUUCAACCACCCUCGGGAUAUGAUAGACGAAUGCCUGAUCGAGUUAGCCAAGAAUGACCCAAACAGUGACCUUCGUGAGUUUAAUGAUGAGAAGUUCAUGUGGAUGUUCUUUAACCUGAUCCCCGAGCAAGGAGACACGGCUCCAUCGAUCUUUAACUUCUUGAUGCUCGCCACCGCUGUCUACCCAGAGAUUCAGCAGCGAGUCUUUGAGGAGAUACAACAUGUGAUUUGUGACCGGGAUCCCACGUUGGAUGACAGGGGCAAGCUGCCUUACACUGAAGCUGUGAUCUUAGAAGUCCUUCGCAUGGACACACCCUUCUGGCUCUUAAUUCCGCAUCACACUCAACAAGACGUAGACAUUCUUGGAUUCAAGAUUCCCAACGAUACCACAAUCAUUCCUAACAUCUAUGCCGUCCACUACGACCAAGAUCUUUGGGGUGAUCCUGAGAACUUCAGGCCUGAGAGGUUCAUUGAUAAGGAAGGAAAACUCUCUAGGCCAGAGUACCUGAUACCAUUCUCAAUUGGGCAAAGACAGUGCUUUGGCGCGCAGAUGGCGCAGAAAGAGUUCUUCAUCUUCUACAUCUCCCUGGUGCAAAAGUUCAAGUUGAAGCUCCCAGACGGUGAUCCAGUACCCAAAGUGGAAGCUCAAUGGCUGUGGGUGUCUCCACCUGAGUAUCGUUUGCAAGCAGAGCUCAGAGAAUAGACGUCGACGGUGACGCAGCUCUAUUAACAGUUUCAAUUCACUGAGGCAAGAUGCGAUUUAGCAUAAAAACGUAACAUCAUCCUGGGAAUGAAAACGAUGCCACAAAUGGCUUCGUUGUAUGCUGAUCUUUGUUUGUGUUUGGCUCUUUAUACUCCUGGUUCCGCCAAGUGCUACUAAAUUCUUAAAAACUAAUAAUGAUUUGUUUGUUUGUUUUAAAAAUGAUUUAAGAAGAUAGUGUUGGUUCGGAGGCGGUUGUGUUUUCCUGGUCUUAAAGGCAGUGGACACUAUUGGUAAUUACUCAAAAUAAUUAUUAGCAUAA